AUGUUCAGUCUCUUAAGAGACAGGGAACAUCGGGGCGAAAGUUGGCGGCGGCUUUAUAAUACUGCAACAGGGAGUCUUUAUUUUUUGCAAAGACUGAAGUUAGACAAGAAACUCAGCGUACAUGAUGGAUGUGUCAACACGAUCUGUUGGAAUGAUAAUGGCACCCUCAUCUUGUCAGGAUCUGAUGAUCAACAGCUGGCCAUUACUGAUCCAUUCUCUGGCAAGACUAUUGUCAAAUUUAGAUCAGGUCACAGGUCAAAUAUAUUUAGUGCAAAGUUCCUGCCAGGGAGUAUGGACAGAGAGGUGGUCAGCUGUUCAGGCUCGGGGGAAAUCUUCUAUACUGAUGUAGAUAGAGAGGAUACCUAUGGAACUAAUCGAUUUGACUGCCAUUUUGGAACUACUUACAAGCUUCUGGUGGUACCUAAUGAAGCUGCAACUUUCCUAUCUUGUGGUGAUGAUGGAACAGUUCGAUUCUUUGACCUGAGAACAAAAACCAGCUGCUCCAAAUUCAACUGUGAAGAGGAUGUUGUGAUACACCUCAGGAACGCAGUGACAGCCAUGGCAGUUGACCCAAUUAUACCCUUCCAUUUAGCAGUAGCUUCUUCUGAUGGCAUUGUACAACUUUAUGAUCGACGGAUGCUGAAGACAAGAGAAACAGGAGGUAGCAGUGACAGCCUCAUAUGUAAGUUCCUGCCUCCGAUGGCAGGAAGUGAUAAGAAACACUACAGAAUUACCUCCCUAAACUAUCGACAGGGUUCACAUGACGUGCUGGUGAACUACUCAUCAGAAAACAUUUACCUGUUCAACACCUAUGACACCGACAAGCAGCAGUGCUACACAUCCAAGCCUGAUAUGAAUGGAGCUACAUCGAAGCCUGUGGGCAUCAGCUCAGCGGCCGGAACCAGCUUUGGUGAAGCCAGCACCAGUGGUGCUGCAGCACUAGGAGCCUCUGCCACCGCCAUGGACAAUGGCUCAGAUUCAGACAGUGCCUUCAAGCCUAUCAAACGACUCAGACUACGAGGGGAUUGGUCAGACACUGGGCCAGAUGCCAGACCAGAAAGCGAGGAGCCAGCGCUAACAAACACCAUCAUGCAGCGGAUGUCAGAUCUUCUCACCAGAAUGCUAAACAGUCACAGUGAGAGAAGUGGAAGAGGUGAGGAGGUGGAGGAGGAGGAGGAUGGGGAGAGUGCCACUAGUGGAAGAGAUGACGAUCUGACCCCAGCUGAAGAUGUGAGGGACGAUACAGCCGCUACCACGUCCACAGAUGCUGCGGCCAUGCUCCGCUCAGUAAUGUUCCGAUCAGCACGAGCUGCAGCAGUCCGUAGCCUCAGUAACCACAACAGACCUUCAGCCAGGUUCUCAAUAUCCAGCGAAGGCCUUGUCUCCCCUGAGCUCUCAUCAGUGGAUUUAGAAGGUCCAGGUGAAACACCGGCAGCAGAAACUGAGGCUCCUCCGGCACAAAGUAGAAGUCAUAAAGUGAAAUCAGAUCAUCUUGAGGCAAACGAGGAGCAGCCUUGUGGAUCCAGCAGAGAGGGUUCAGAUCCAUCACAUGUUGAAUAUACAUACCCUGCAGGCCACAGUGGUUUAAACACAAGAGCACUGGAUAUUUCAUCAAGAGAGACUGCAACAGAAGGUAGAGUUGAAGAACUGGCAGUUUUGGUUGAUAAUUCUAGUGCAGUUUCUGAAACUUCCAGUCCAGAUACAGUUUUGAAGAAUACAAGGUUUCAUUUGGAAUGUAUAUCAGAGGCUAAUGUAUCUGCCAGAAAUUCAUGUCAUCAGUUGCAUGGUGUGAAUGUUGAAUUUGUUGAUAUAAGUGAUUCUGCCUUCCAGAACAAUCCAACAGAUGUACUGACUGAAACCGAAAAUGUAAAACUAGCUAAGACAGUCAUUGACAGACCUAAUGUGUGUCCCACAAACCAGACUGUGAUGGAUUCUUCAGAGCAUGUUGAUGCUUGCCCUCAACCCAGAUUGAUUUUAAAUGAAGUCUCAGGUGAUCAUGCAGACUUGCUUUCAAACUGUGAUCCAGACGUCCAGCUGGAUAUGGAUACAGAUCAGCAAAGUUAUUUCAUGUUUUAUUCAACAGUCCCUGGUGGUGUUUCCCAUGAAGCUAAUAUAUCGUUAGCUAAUGAUGGUGCUGUGCCUGAUUCUUCUUCUGAAGGUAUAAAGCUCCAGCAGGGAGAGGCAUCUGUUUGUAUGGACCCUAAAUCUGAGAGCAAUGACUCAAUAUCUGAUCAGAUGUCCACAAGUCUACAUAUCAAGUCAGUAUCACCAGGAAUGGCUGAACCUUCAGAACAGUCUCUAAUAUAUGGUGCUUCAUAUCAAAAUGCAGUACCAGUUCUUGACAAUUCCCACAUGGCAAUGGAAACUGAAGAUACUAGCUCACACAACACAGUCUUAGUUGAAUUAUCUGAAAUUGGAAAUAAAAAAGACAGCAUGGAUACACCUUUGGAAUGUUUAGGACGACCACUUGGUUUAGACACAGUUGAUCUGGCUCAGAUGUCAGCGUCGUCAAGUGAAACAUCUUCCUUUAAUUCAGUGAGUACAUCUUGGUCAGAGAGCACUGUUGUUUCACCAGAGGAUGUUCUCAAUAGUCCUCAGUGUAGACUUUCUGAUGCUACCCACGAGAAAACUUUACAAAAUCUUCAAACCAGUGUUUGUCCUUCCUUCAUUGAUGGGUCAUCUGUUCGUUGCCGUGUCGAGUCUGGUCAAAACCCUUCUGUCUAUAGCAAUAUCUGUGACUCGACACGUUAUCCGAUUUCUUUAUCCAAUAAAAGGCAGAACAGCCCAGAUCAAUCAGCUUUUGAAAAAAGCAAGCAUGAAUUAAUUGAGGGCUCAACAGAGACCAUGAUUAAAUCAAACAGUGACGAUAUGAAGGCAGACCCAUCUUCAGGUGCAGAAAAUGGUAAAUCAUGUACUUUAGACCUCAGCUCAUGCAAUUAUCAACAAAGAGUCCCAUCUGGGGCACAAGCCUCCCUUAUGCCAAACAAUAGUACACAUCCGUCCAGACCAAUUUUUGGUUUCUAUCCAUCAAAGAGUUCCAGAUUGACUAAAACACCACCAGCCUUUCCUGGUAAGUGCACUUGCUGUGGGGAGGACAUUGGUGAAAGAAUUGAAGAUAUUGAUAUCCAGAAGAGGAAUGUUGUUUCAGAACGAUGUCUUACUUGCCUCAGACAGGAGCAGUCAGACCACCUUCAGGUGACAGACUUGCAACAAGCAGAUGAAGAUGGCAUCAGCAUGGGCAUAGGUGCCUCACAACAUGAUCAUGUUGAACAGCCGGGAUGUGUAGCAGGAAAAACAUCACAAACUAUGCAUCAUGUUGAAUCAGAUUCAGUUCUUUCACACACAGACACACCUUUGAGUAGUUAUGUAGGCCAGCAGAACACUGCUAAGGGUAAAGGUAUUGGUAAGUCCACCAUGAAAUUUCAAGCAAAUGAAAAAGCGUCAAGUUUUGCUCCUUAUAACAGUGGGAGGAUGAUAAUUACAUCUAAUGCUGAUCCAGACUCUGCUGCAUCUUCUAGAAGUGCAAAUCAUAGGGCUGUAAUUUGUGACCAAGGACUAAGUUCCGAGAGCUCAACAGCUGACAUGGUCACCAUGGCACCGUCGGAAGCAUCGACAUCAGGUUGUGAACGGCAUAGAAGGAUUGGUUACAGUCUGCCUCCAACUGGCAACUUCCAACUCCACGAUAUUGACAGCUUCAGUGACGAUGAAGAGGAUGAGGAGCAGUCUAGACGUCGUCAGAAAGCCAAAGCUGAGAAAGACCGGAUGAGCCUGGCAGCUCAGAAGAUUCAAGAGAUGUAUCGUAAGAAACGGGAAGCCAAAGAGAAAGCUAAACUGUUGGAUGUCCCUCAACCUAGAUUGCUCAUGAAAUAUUCAGGGCAUCGCAACUGUCGCACAAUGAUUAAAGAGGCCAAUUUUUAUGGUGACCAUUUUGUGAUGUCUGGGUCGGACUGUGGUCGGAUACUUGCCUGGGAUCGGGAGACAGGUCGAUUGGUCAUGUACCUGGAUGCUGACAGACAUGUGGUCAACUGUGUGCAGCCCAACUUGUUUGUUCCAGUGAUUGCCUCUAGUGGGAUCGACUACGACAUUAAGAUCUGGAGUCCUCUGGAGGAAGAGUCUCAGUUUGAUGAGGAUAAGGCUGAGAUGAUCAUCAAACGAAAUGAACUGAUGUUGGAAGAGACCAGAGACACGGUCACAGUGCCAGCUGCCUUUAUGUUGAGAAUCUUGGCUUCAUUGUCACAGAUACGUACAGGGCGAAACAUAGUGAGAGGUCAGUCAAGUCAAGAUUCAACAGGUCAAGAGUAA
Molecule: messenger RNA, 4302 nt
Organism: Candidula unifasciata
Lineage: Eukaryota; Metazoa; Mollusca; Gastropoda; Stylommatophora; Geomitridae
Source: the annotation of a GenBank genome assembly